GCUUUAGCCUAUAUCAGGACAUAUCUGGAACUCAUUCUUCUGCUCAAUUCAUACUGUUGGUCUGAUUUCUCAUGAGUCUGAUAAUGUUUCUUCUGUAGCUACUGGUCAGCUCACUUCUUCCAGAUCUGAUGUGAAGGCAACAGUAGCCACGCCCACCAGACAGAGAGAGAUCCGCAGCAGUGGAAAUACACAGCAGUGGAUGCAAUAUCACAACAAAUAUUUCUGUAUUUCAGUAAGAUAAGGGUUUAGAGUGACAGAAUAUCCCUCCAUCAGGACCAGUUAUUGUUGCACUAAAUAAAACGCCUUCACUGCUGUGUGUGCACAAGUAUGGGAUAAAUGGAGAGCACAAAUUCCUCUGGCCACACGUCACAUCACUUUCACUUUCACUUUCCAAUAGCCUACACCUUCUAUAACGGUCUAUAAGGGGCUGGGCUAUUUAUACGGAUAAACGUAGGUCCUCCUUAAGUGUCACUCACAUAUGUGAGAAAACCGCGAUUCUCAGUUGUCUCUUUGUCAAACUUGUCACGAAGUUGUGGCCACUGGGGGCGAUUCAUGAAUGAAGAGCACAGUAGAGAUCAUACUGUAUUCGGAAUCUACACAGCUCUACAAAAACAUACAGACGAUGUUACUGCUGUUUCUCAUCUCAUUGCUUUUGGACGGCGCUUCUGGUGCAGAAUCAGAUGAGACAGUGACCGUGAUGGAGGGAGAUUCUGUUACUCUACACACAAAUCUUACUGAAGUACAGAACGAUGAUACGAUACUGUGGCUGUUUGGACCUAAAGACUCUAUCUUAUCUCAAAUAACAAGAAAGAGUGACCUAACUUCACUUUUUAUAACCGAUGACUGGAGAUUCAGAGGCAGAUUGCAGGUGGACCAAAAGACUGGAUCUCUCACCAUCAGAAACACCAGAUUCAGACACUCUGGACAAUAUAAACUCAGCAUCUCAAGAGAAAAGACUACGGUGAAGAUAUUUAAUGUCACUGUCAUUGGCGUGGUUGUUGAGACUGAUGGAGUGAAGUCAGUGUCGGUGACGGAGGGAGAUUCCGUCAUUCUACAGAGUGAUGUUUCUGAAGUACAGAGAGACGUUCUGAUCGUGUGGAGAUUUGGAGAUAAAGGCAUCCUCCUGGCUAAAAUCGAUGUGGAAAAUAAAGAGAUCUCAUUAAACGAUGCUGAUGGAAGAUUCAGAGACAGACUGAAGCUGGAUGUGAAUGGAUCUCUUACCAUCAAGAACACCAGAACCACAGACUCUGGACUUUAUGAAGUACAGGUCAGAGGCCGCGAGAGCUCACAGCGAUUCCAUCUUUCAGUCAAUGGCCGGUCUCCGGGUCUUAUAGCAGGAAUUAUUGUUGCUGCUCUGCUGGUGGCUGCAGUUGUAUCUUCUGUUGUGGUUUACUAUCGCCGCAAGAUCUCUGAACUAGAAAAAAAUGCGGAGACUAUUGAAGAGAAAAAAGUGGCUGACGGAGAAUGUGCCACUCUAGAGACUAAAACUGACCUACAGAAAGAUGAUAAGGUACAAUGGUGGUAUCAACAUGACAGCAAUCUCAUUGCUGAAAUCAGAAGAGUGGAAGAGACACCUGGAGUGACACAUGAUGGUUUUGAUGAAAGAUUCAGAAGCAAACUGGUGCUAAAUAAGAAGACUGGAUCUCUCACCAUCAAUAACACCAUGAAUAUUCACUCUGGACUAUAUAUGCUAGAAAUCAGCAGCAACACCAGAAAAAUCAAAAAGAGAUUCCAUCUUACUGUCACACUAUGGACAAAGUCAGUGAAGCAGGGAAGUUCUGUCAUUCUCAAGACUAAUAUUGACAUACAGAGUGAAGAUGAGAUACUGUGGACUUUUGGAGCGGAAAACUGUCUCGUUGUUAAAGCUGAUUCAGGAAUGACUAUUGGUAAGAAAUUCAUAGACAGAGUGGAGCUGGACAAGAAGUCUGGAUCUCUGACACUCAAAGACAUGAAAAACACAGACUCUGGACAUUUUAAACUACAGAUCAUCAACAGUGAAGAGACCACAUUCAGGAGAUUCAAAGUGAAUGUCACAAGAGAACAACCGAAUGAUUCAACUUGGCUGUUGGAGUGAAGGAGUGAAAAGUCACGCCCACCAAUGUCAAUCACUGUGACAUCACCAACAUUUGAGCUCAACAUAGAUAUUAGAAUGAUUUCUGAAGGAUCAUGUGACACUGAAGACUGGAGUAACGAUGCUGAAAAUUCAGCUUUGCAUCACAGGAAUAAAUUACUUUGUCAAAUAUAUUUAAAUAGUACACAGU
Molecule: messenger RNA, 2261 nt
Organism: Megalobrama amblycephala (Wuchang bream)
Lineage: Eukaryota; Metazoa; Chordata; Actinopteri; Cypriniformes; Xenocyprididae
Exons: 7
Coding region: 557-2074 (505 amino acids)
Source: RefSeq, a predicted model, not a curated record